AUUUAAAUAUCUGUCACCAAGAUGGCAAAGGGACGAAAGAAUCGCAUUGCUAAGCGCUCUGAAGCGCAACCGUUUCCAGCCUUUCGGGCGUCGACGGCAAUUACCAAUCCACAUCGCACAGGAGUGAAGGGCAAAAAAGAAGGUCAAUAUCGUGACAAAACGACCAUUAAACGUCUGAAUAUGUACCGUGAAAAGCCUAAUCUGGAAAAAAUGCGAGUACAGGCUACUGAACCGGCACGUAUAUGCCCUGAUAGACGCUGGUUUGGUAAUACUCGAGUUCUCACGCAGGAGCAAAUGAAAAAUAUACGUAAUGAGCUGGAAGAGGCAAAGUCCAAUCCACGAACGCACAUAUUGAAACGUAGCAAACUACCGAUAUCGCUAUUAAAAAAUUCAGACAUCAAGGACGAUAACAGCAAAAUCUUAUCGAUAGAGCCCUAUGAACAUACGUUUGGUGCUAAGUCUGUGCGCAAACGCCCAAAGCUUAUGGCAUCCACAGUUGAGGAAUUGGCUGAAAGGGCUUCUACCAUCAGUUAUGAUGCCUCUAAAGAUACUUACCUACAACGUGACGUACCUGCAGACUGCUCUGAGGAAGCUUCUCACUUUAUAUUUAAGAAGGGUACUUCUAAGCGCAUUUGGGGCGAACUGUACAAGGUGAUUGACUGCUCAGAUGUAAUUGUCCAAGUGGUUGACGCUCGCAAUCCAAUGGGAACCAGAUGCCACCGCCUAGAAACCUAUAUCCGGGAAAACAAACAGAGCAAAGUACUGAUUAUACUGCUCAAUAAAUGUGACUUGGUGCCAACUUGGGUUACGGCUGCCUGGAUUAAGCACUUAAAUCGCACUAUACCUACUGUAGCUUUCCAUGCCUCAGUUACUAAACCAUUCGGGAAAAACACCCUAAUGCAGCUUCUGAAGCAAUACUCACAAUUGAUGAAGGACCGCAAACACUUUAGCGUUGGGUUCAUUGGAUAUCCAAAUGUUGGCAAGAGUUCCGUGAUAAACACUCUCAAAGGAGAAAAAAAUUGUAAAGCAGCGCCAAUUCCAGGUGAGACUCGGGUAUGGCAGUAUGUAUCUCUAACUAAAAGGAUACACCUCAUCGAUUGUCCUGGUGUGACUCCAAUUGAAGAUUCAGACGAAGGUGAUCGUUUGCUCAAGGGUGUAGUGCGUGUUGAGCGUAUUAGUGACCCUGAAAAUUAUAUAGACCGCGUUCUAGAGAUUAUUUCUAGAGAAGCUUUGGUCAAGCGUUACGGCAUCAGGGAUGAUUUCACCGGCGACAACUUUUUAGAUCUCGUUGCCGAAAAGUUCGGCAAGUUCCAAAAGGGAAGAGUGCCAGAUAUAUCUACGGCAGCACGCAUUGUGCUAUACGAUUUCCAGCGCGGACGUCUACCCUAUUACAGCGAACCUCCACCAUCGGAUGCCAAGGUAGACCCCGGGAAAGAAAUAAAGGAACAGAUUGAACAACUAGGUCAACUAGAACUAUCUACUGAGGUUUCCGGGCCAAUAGAAGAAUCAGAAGUUGCCGAUGCGGUGGAAGGCAGUGUUGAUGAAACUGAACCGGCUGACGCAGAACCAGAGAAAAAACACCACUCGCGCCUUCCAACCACACCAUCUGGCCUAGAGGGAAUAGACUACAACAGUUUCUUAUGUUAAUU
Messenger RNA from Babesia bovis T2Bo, 1649 nucleotides. Its product is annotated as NGP1NT (NUC091) domain family protein. Lineage: Eukaryota; Apicomplexa; Aconoidasida; Piroplasmida; Babesiidae. Gene Ontology annotation, cellular component: nucleolus. Gene Ontology annotation, molecular function: GTP binding. The transcript is spliced from 6 exons. Bases 22 to 1647 code for a protein of 541 amino acids. The record is from RefSeq and is a predicted model, not a curated record.